AUGGAUCGUAAAAAAUGGGACUUAAAUGACCCAGAGCAAGCGAUGGACGCUCUAAAUUAUUUAUAUAGUUUACCCGAAAAUGAGAAUGAUUCUGAAGCGGAAGCCGAUUCUGAAGCUGAGGAAGAGUUGAACGAUUUAGAUGAUAGUCAAUUGCCGAGUAGCCCUUGUACCUCGUCCAGUAGUAGAAGCAGCAUUUAUUCAAAUUUGCCAGUUACAGCGGAUUAUGAAAUCCACCAGAAUCAAGAAAAUGUAGCAGACGAUUCAUCGAACGAUGAUAGCAAUGAAGAUGAUCAUACCAAUGAAAACGGUGUAUUACAAAGCCGAUUAGCUAUGUCGAUUGCGGAAAUUAAUGAUAAAUAUAGUUUCAAAGAAUGUAAUAAGAAAGAAGAGUUAGAAAUUGGCAAACCGUACAAAAUCAUUAAUAUUAGUAAAAUGGAUACAAAAUUUGGGCCUUCAAUUUUGGUUGCAUUGGAAGAUGGAAAGUCCAUUUUUCUACCCAAGAGAUAUGAUUUUACUCAAGAGGAAAUUAAAAAAUUGACUAAUGGUUGCUCCGCCCUAAUUUACAGAGGUGAAAAAAAUGUUGGGAAACCUUUACCAGCUGCAGUUUUCGAAUUUGCAGAAUGGACUAUGUGAGUGUUUUUUAUGUAAGUAAAUUUAACCUAACUGCGAAAAAAUUAUACUUACCACUUUUUUGGUUUUUAGAACCAGUCAUGAAAUUUAUCCAACGGAUCUAUACACAGCCUUUCCAGAUCAUACACAUUUUUGUUAUACUUGUCAAAAAUGUUUUUGCUUUUGCGAAAAUUCAAUUAAAAAGCAUACCUACAUUAGAAGAAACGAACAUAAUCUACUCUGUCAUGAACAAAUGUUCGAGUCACCAUAGAAUUACUGUGUUUUAUUUUCUUUGCGUUUAAAUAAAAUUUUACCGAAAAAUUGUUGUUUCAUUGAACUUCAUCACCUGAGCCUGGGAACUUUGGCAACUGAACCUAUACAGGUAUCCGGACCUAGAUGGCGCCUCAUACGGCAGGUAGUGAGUGUACAAUAGCCCCCGGGGGUAUUAUAGGCAACUGAACCUAUAGAUGGCGCAUGCAGGCAUGCUAGAAGCUCCUCCGGAGGACGGAGGUUGCAGAACCGGCCAUUUAUAUCUACU
Ceutorhynchus assimilis (cabbage seed weevil) is the source of this 1147-nucleotide messenger RNA. Lineage: Eukaryota; Metazoa; Arthropoda; Insecta; Coleoptera; Curculionidae. The record is from the annotation of a GenBank genome assembly.